GACACACCAUGAUCAGGACACUACUGCUGGCAGCCUUGGUGGCUGGAGUUCUCAGCCAUGAGAUCUCCACUUACGAGCUCAAUCAGGGUAGGGUGGUUGGAGGACAGGAAGCGCAGGCCAACAGCUGGCCCUGGCAGGUCUCCCUGCAGUACCAGGCCUCGGGCUCCUGGUACCACACCUGCGGAGGCUCCCUGAUAUCCAACAGGUGGUUCCUGACAGCCGCCCACUGUGUGAGUAACUCCUACACCUACCGGGUCGUCCUGGGUCGGCACAGACUCUCCACCAAUGAAGCUGGCUCCGUGACUGUCUCCGUCUCCAAGUUUGUGGUGCACCCCCAAUGGAACAACAACCUUGCCAAAGGGUACGACAUCGCCUUGGGCAAACUGUCUCAAGCUGUCACCCUCAGCAGCAAGAUCCAGGCAGCCAACCUGCCAGCUGCAGGCACCAUCCUGGCCAACAACCACCCCUGCUAUGUCACAGGAUGGGGCCGGCUGCAGACCAACGGGCCGACCCCUGAUGUCCUGCAGCAAGGGCGGUUGCUGGUCGUGAGCUAUGCCACAUGCUCUAGCUCUAGCUGGUGGGGAAGCUCCGUGAAUAACCAGAUGAUCUGCGCUGGGGGUGAUGGUGUGAUCUCCAGCUGCAGUGGAGACUCUGGAGGGCCACUGAACUGCCAGGGAAGUAGCGGCAAGUGGGAAGUGCAUGGCGUGGUCAGCUUCGGGUCCAGUCUGGGCUGCAACUACUACCGCAAGCCGUCCGUCUUCACCCGGGUCUCUGCCUUCAUAAGCUGGAUCAAUCAGGCGAUCGCAAGCAACUGAUCAAAGAACACUCUGGCACUGGCAGACAGGGGGAGGUGACAGGAGAAAAAUAAUAAUAAAGUGACAAUUCAGUGAAUCCCUCCAUGGUCAUAGACAUACAACAAAUGUCCAUCCCAAACUCCAGGUCCUGAGAACAGGAAAGGGGCCCCAAGAAAGGCCGCUCUGUGCAAGGCCAGCAGGUCAGGCGGCACUCUGGGUGCAGAGUGUACCUCAACGAGGACGGUGCUCAGUAGAUGUGGUGUUGGACUGGGGACCUGGAUCUGGCCAGUGGUCUGCACUGGGCAUGGUGAACCACAGGGCAAGACAAUCACCCGUCCUGGGCUCGUGGGCUCCUCCUAUCACUACCAGGGAUGGACAAAAUGGGUUUUUAAGGUUGUUUAUAUUAUUUUAUCUGGUGGUUCUCAGGCCUGAACCCAGAGUCUCACACAUGCUAGAAAGUGGUCUGCCCCUGAGCUACACUCAAGACUGAUGAAAAACCUUUAAAGACAAGGGUCCAACUGCAAUCCAAACCUGCUUAUGUAUCACAAAGUGCCAACACUGCCCUUAAACCUGAAGACUGAAGUUUAAAGUUAGGAAAAUACAACUCAAAUAUCAACAUUUUUUUGAUCUUAAGAGCAAAACAAAACAAAUACCAGAGGUUCACCAAACCCGCCUCAGCCAUUUUAAAAAUUAUUUUUAUUUGGUGACACCUGACUCCGGGCAAAUGUUUUGAAAACAGCAGAGUCUACCUUAUGAGGGAUAACAGUAAGAGCCAAAUGAGGAGGGACAGAGGUAAAAGGGCAUCCUCACUCACCUGAGACUUACUGUUUAAGGUUCAGUAACUCA
Molecule: messenger RNA, 1640 nt
Organism: Cavia porcellus (domestic guinea pig)
Lineage: Eukaryota; Metazoa; Chordata; Mammalia; Rodentia; Caviidae
Gene: Cela2a
Product: chymotrypsin like elastase 2A
Exons: 8
Coding region: 9-815 (268 amino acids)
Biological process (GO): proteolysis
Molecular function (GO): serine-type endopeptidase activity
Source: RefSeq, a predicted model, not a curated record